Molecule: messenger RNA, 2250 nt
Organism: Rhinopithecus roxellana (golden snub-nosed monkey)
Lineage: Eukaryota; Metazoa; Chordata; Mammalia; Primates; Cercopithecidae
Product: putative pyridoxal-dependent decarboxylase domain-containing protein 2
Exons: 9
Coding region: 345-923 (192 amino acids)
Cellular component (GO): intracellular membrane-bounded organelle
Source: RefSeq, a predicted model, not a curated record
CGCCCCUCAACCCGCAGGUUCGCCAGCCCGCGGCGCCGCCGGGCAGCUCCUCCUCCUCUCCGCCCCGCCGGCCACGGGCGCGGAGGACGUCAGCGCUGCCAGCUUGGAAACAGCGGCGGGGCGCGGGAGGAGGAAGUAGCGCCCGGGACCGCUGGGCCACCACCGGCAGCCUCAGCCAUGAACACGUCCCUGGAGAAGAUAGCAGACCCCACGUUAGCUGAAAUGGGAAAAAACUUGAAGGAGGCAAUGAAGAUGCUGGAGGACAGAGAAGAACAGAAGAGGAAAAUGGAAAGAAGCUCAUAUCCGGAGAUAUUCCAGGCCCACUCCAGGGCAGUGGACAAGAUAUGGUGAGCAUCCUCCAGUUAGUUCAGAAUCUGAUGCAUGGAGAUGAAGAUGAGGAGCCCCAGAGCCCCAGAAUCCAAAAUAUUGGAGAACAAGGUCAUAUGGCUUUGCUGGGACAUAGUCUGGGAGCUUAUAUUUCAACUCUGGACAAAGAGAAACUGAGAAAACUUACAACUAGGAUACUUUCAGAUACCACCUUGUGGCUAUGCAGAAUUUUCAGAUAUGAAAAUGGCUGUGCUUAUUUCCAUGAAGAGGAAAGAGAAGGACUUGCAAAGAUAUGUAGGCUUGCCAUUCAUUCUCGAUAUGAAGACUUCGUAGUGGAUGGCUUCAAUGUGUUAUAUAACAAGAAGCCUGUCAUAUAUCUUAGUGCUGCUGCUAGACCUGGCCUGGGCCAAUACCUUUGUAAUCAGCUCGGCUUGCCCUUCCCCUGCUUGUGCCGUGUACCCUGUAACACUAUGUUUGGAUCCCAGCAUCAGAUGGAUGUUGCCUUCCUGGAGAAAAUGAUUAAAGAUGACAUAGAGCGUGGAAGACUGCCCCUGUUGCUUGUCGCAAAUGCAGAAACUGACCAAGAAGAGUGGUAGAAAAUGCAAGAUCAGCUACCCAAAAAGGCUCCAAACUCUGCAACCACCCUUGGAAUCGUGUAAGAAAUUGUGAAAGGGUAGGGGGGAAGAAAAACACCAAAAAAUCCAAAUUAAAAAAAUAUAAGAGCCUUGUUUUAACAGGUACCUGGUUUUCAAGCAGCAUACCCUAAAACAUGUCCUAUAUCAUAAACUUAAUACUGUUAAACAUGCUGAUUGAUCACGAUUAAUCAAUACCUCUUUAAUACCUCUUUAAUUUCUGCAGAAAUGAACAUGUAAAUGUUAUUUCCUUACUUUUUCACUAAAUUUCAUAUCUAUAUUGUCACUACACAUGACUUAAGACUAAAAUGCCACAAUCUGCCAUUGGCCUGGCUAAUUCCAGGGCCACAUCUAACCACCAGAGGUGUAUACUCUCAUCUCUUCAGUGAAAAUGAAACAGAGCACUACCACCUGAAUAUUCUAUUUUCAAAAGUUUAUCACACCAAGUAAGUUAUGAGAAACUAUGACACAUGAAACAAGCUGAAAUGUGCAAAUGAGCCAAGCUAGUCAUUCACUUAACUCCAAAAAAAGGGAAACAAAACCAUUUCUCAUUUAUGACAAUUCUCCAAAUUAAUCCUGUAUUUCCUUUUUUAAAAAAAAACCAGAAAAACAAUAAAAAGUUACAAAUAACUUGGAUCUUCCAUUGUCCACUUCAGGGUAUUGCCACUACCAUAUAUUCUUACCAUAUAUUUUCCUACCAGUACAAACUACAAAUAACUUGGGUAAGUCUUGUCUGUACUUACUCUACCCACCUACUAGUAAUUUCCUCUGAAAAGAUAUAUUUAGCUAACACGUAAUGUUCAUCCAAAUAAAACAUUUCUCUGACUUAGUUUUCUUGCAUUAUUAAAGAAAUGGUAUUGAUAGAUGGUCACUGGGGGACCACUGCUCCUCCCCAACAGUAUUUAAAUAACUGGUAUAGGCUGCAAGACUUACCAGAGACCUGCUGCGUGAGCGAAGGUUUCUGAGUAUGAUCUAUAUGCCAUCCAACUAAUAUAUCAACUGCAUCCUUGAUGGAAACAGAGAGAGAGCGGGCUGAUCAUUUUAAGGUAUUACUGCCAUUCACCUGUGGACCAUUUCAUAGUAAAAGAUUCUAAAAGGAGCAUCUAUGUUCUACCUACUUGACAUUCUAGAAACUUAGAAAGGGGAGAGGGGCAGGAAAAUAAGAAAACUACAUUUCUGACAACAAUGAAAUAGUUCAUUUUCUUCAAAUAUUUUAAGGUAUGAAUGUCAGAAAGAAAAAUGUGGCAUUCAACCCUGGAACCUGAAAUAUCACUGAUUUUAUCCAAAGGAG